CUUUUGAGAGAGAGAGAGAGAGAGAGAGACUCUAGUUGGCCAAGAACGUGAGUAUAUUGUUUAAUCUUGUGCUGUAAGAGUGUGAGUGUGAGGAUGGGCCUGCCGCUGUCAGCUGCUGUGACUCUAGGGCUGCUGUUCUUCCUCUCUGUGGGACUGAACAAGCAGGUGGCCGAGGGCUGCAGAUGUGUUCCAAAAGAACUGCAACAGGCGUUGUGCCAUUCUGACACAGUGUUUCGAGCUAAGAUCACUGGACAGGUGAAAAACAAUCAACUAACUGCAUACAGUAUCAAUAUGAUCAAGCGAUUUAAGCAUGUCAACAAAAAGCCAAUUCGGGUCAUCUACUCACAUCAUGAUUCAUGUGAAAUCUAUCUGGAAAAUAAGGAGUAUCUGCUGUCAGGAAAUGUCAGUGAUGGAAUGAUCUUUGUUAAUUCAUGUGACCUUGCAAAGCACUGGGACAGUGUCUCCUCAGAUGAAAAGCAGUACCUCCGCAUGUGUCCGACAGGCUGUGACUGUAUUAAGAUCUAGCCCUGUACUGAAGUGUCCUUUUUGAUCAAAACGCCCUGAAGACCAAGUGCAUCAGCCAUUCACCAGCGUGGAAGUUUGCCCUUUCGUUUUUCAAAAUGCUUAGAAUGCUUAGAACAUGUUUUAAAUGAAUUUAAACAUUUUACUGAAGCUUUGCAAUGCAGUCAACAAUUACAUACAAAACACUGUUAUCAUGGCGAUAUAGAAUUAUGUAAUCAUUAAACUGUUUUGUAUGUGAAAAUGUCUGUGUAUUUAAUGGAAAUUGUAUGCAAGUAUGUUUAUAUAAAUUUGGAUGUUCUUAGUAGCAAUCGCUUAUAUAAAAUGCAUUCAUCUGGUAUUGAUUUUUUCACUUGAUGAGCAUCAAGGUUAAAAAAGAAACAGUUUAAUUUAAAAACUGUAACGACAGUUAUAUACAGCAACAUCAACAAGCCACCAACUUCCACAACCAACUUCACUAGAAACCACAGAAACAACACAUUAGCUUGUUUGCACAAUGCAGAAAGCUGAUAAUGAUUUUGAAAUAGAAUUAUAGAGUUAUAAUGACGCAGUGUUUAUGCUCUGCAUAAAUGGGGCGCUACUGAGAUAGACUGUGUGCACUUCCUGACAACAAAUAAACUAAUGGAUUUGUUUAUC
Labeo rohita (rohu) is the source of this 1155-nucleotide messenger RNA. RefSeq names its product metalloproteinase inhibitor 3-like. Gene Ontology annotation, molecular function: metalloendopeptidase inhibitor activity; protease binding. Bases 94 to 525 code for a protein of 143 amino acids. Gene Ontology annotation, biological process: negative regulation of endopeptidase activity; negative regulation of membrane protein ectodomain proteolysis. Lineage: Eukaryota; Metazoa; Chordata; Actinopteri; Cypriniformes; Cyprinidae. The record is from RefSeq and is a predicted model, not a curated record. The transcript has 5 exons. Gene Ontology annotation, cellular component: extracellular matrix.